GUAUCGGCAGGUUCUUUGUUUAUUUUAAGCAAAACAGUGACGUCUUAAAGGUAAACUCUGGAUUCUGCUUCAGUUGAGGGAACUUAUAGAAGAAGUUAUUUGCAAACGGCUGAAGGGCUCUGUAGCGGACAAGAAAUAAUUUUCAGUUAAAAAAAGAUGAACAACUCUGAAGUCCACCGCGACUAUAGGCCAAAUGUAAACAUUGAAGAUGUGAGACUAUCAGAGCAUGGUGUUUCACUAAACAAACGCAGAAUCGCUUGGAAUAAACUUCACAGGGACUUAACGUCCCAUCAAAGAGGAUAUUUAGGCUUUCAAGCGAACCAAAAUCUUGAUUGUGAUAGAAUUAAACCCUUCUUUGACAUGGCAAUAAACAAUUUUGGCGAUCCGUUUUCGGCUUCAGGAUUGAACGGUACGAACACAAUAGUCAUGGAACGUGCUGUUCUGGAAUAUUUUGCAAAGCUCUGGGGAAUAAUACGUCCAUCACAACCUAGCAACGGCGACAAGCUCUGGAGAACACGUCAAUCAUACCCUAGCAACGAAGAAGAACGAGCUUACUGGGGUUAUGUCACGACCAUGGGAUGCACCGAAGGUAAUAUGUACGCUUUUUAUACAGCGAGAGAUUAUUUAGCUGGCAUGCCACUUACUGAUCCUAAUCUACUUCAAGACAUCAGCGGCGAGUCCGGCACAGAAAUAAACGAAACAUAUCGUACCCUUGUCCCAAACCACGUUCCCUCCGCCGAUGUAUGCACAAAACGAAAUUUGGCAGCCAAUCCCAACAACUUCACGCCAGUUGUGUUCAUUUCAGAAGAAAGUUAUCAUGGGAAUUUGAAAGCGUUGCACAUGUUGCAGAUGAAAACAUUCCGGGAAAUUGGCAGUGGACAUUUUCCGUGUCCAUUGGAAUUUCCUUACGAUUACCCGACAUGUUUCAAUGGUGAAAAUCUGGAUAAAAACGGUUGGCCACGAGCUGUACCUGUUGACGAAGUUGGUGCGAUGAACAUACCAUGUCUUGUAAAACUUGUCACUCCUUUCUUGUUUAGAGGUUAUCCCCCCCUGAUCGUGUUCACAAGUGGUACCACAUUCAGAGGAGCUUACGACAACCCAAAAGCUGCCAUUGAUAAGCUUGUGCCCAUCUUGAAAGAACACAACAUGUACGAACGCCCGGUACAAUCUUCUGUGAGUCCAACAAAAUUUGAUGUUCGUAGUGGAUUUUGGUUUCAUAUAGACGGUGCAAGUGGUGGGGGGCAACUUGCUUUCCUUGAGAUGGCGAUGAAUCAGGGCUUGGUCGAAGAUUCGUUUCCAGAUGGUUUCCCUCUGUUUGAUUUCCGUAUUCCUGAGGUGAAGUCAAUCGCAACUAGUCUCCACAAGUGGUUUGGCUGCCCUUUUCCUGCUGCCUUGUUCAUGAUGAGAAAGAUGGAUCAAGUAAAACCUUUUGAAAAUCCCUCAUUUAUCGGCGGGAAUGACAGCACUGUAUCUGGUUCAAGAAACGGGCAUAGUGUAUUGGUACUAUGGGAUCUGCUUUCAAGGAAAUCUUACAACGAUCUCGUAGAAAUAGUCGUGCGUGAGGAGGCAAUGGUGACGUUUUCACUCGGUAAGUUCCGAGAUCUGGAAAGAGAUCUGAAGUUGGACUUGUGGUUGUUGCAUUCGCCUGGGUCACUGUUCAUCUUAUUUAAGCAGCCAAGACAGGACAUCGUCCGUCGUUACUCCUUGGCUUCGAAGGCACUGAACGUAAAAACUCCGGAUGGUGAAUUUGAACGCAGAAUUUAUUCUCGUAUUUGUUUGAUGCCGCAUGUCACAGCGGAUUUGAUUCUGCAGUUGAUCGAAGAACUUCGAACACCCUCAGCUUUUCCUAAUCAACAGUAACCUGAUCUGAUCGUUGCCAUCACGCAAGUCGAAAGGCAGAAAACAAAUAUGCAGGAAAUAGAUUUAACAGUUGAAUUAACAAAAGAAUAGUUAUUACAUAGUGCACGCAUCACUAGAUAUGAUAAAUAUAAUAUAGCUGGCCGUUUUAGAUUGCUAUAUAACAUGAAGACUUUAAUUCUUUUUGUCAACAGUUUAAUGAUAUAUAUAACGUCUAUGUAGCAUUUACUUAAAGAUAGAAACCUUGGAUAGGCUUUUACACUUUUUUCAUAAUAAGCUUACUACUGCAGAACUAGUAUUAAAAAAAUACAUAAAUUAGGGAUAGAUGUUUUCCUGUUUUAUUUCUUUUCAGUUAGCAAUAUUCAGGCUGUGGAUGCACUAUUUUAGCUUAUCCUAAUCUUGUACUGUACCCUUCAGUGGAAGUAGUGGGGACUCUGGGAUAAUCUAAGGCUGGUUUAAGGCUAAGUCUAAGGCUGCCACUGCAACG
This is a messenger RNA of Dendronephthya gigantea, 2344 nucleotides long. RefSeq names its product serine decarboxylase 3-like. The coding region runs from base 157 to 1860 and encodes 567 amino acids. The transcript is spliced from 2 exons. Lineage: Eukaryota; Metazoa; Cnidaria; Anthozoa; Malacalcyonacea; Nephtheidae. Gene Ontology annotation, biological process: carboxylic acid metabolic process. Gene Ontology annotation, molecular function: carbon-carbon lyase activity; pyridoxal phosphate binding. The record is from RefSeq and is a predicted model, not a curated record.